GGAAAUCUAACAGCUUUUGCAGACUCGCCUGCGGAGGAGAGGAAAGUCUGAUGUCAGUGGGUAGCGAUGGCAGCAGUGUUUCAGUUACACAUCCAUUUACGAGGGAUUAUUUGAAUAUACAAUUCAAGUGUGUUUAAGUGUAUAUUCCCUUAAAAGUAAAAUAAAAAAUAGUAUGUUUCUGUAGCCUUAGAACAGCAGCACUGCAUUAGCUAGGUAGUGGCAUAAUAGUCUGUGUUUUUGAGACAACUCAUUGGUUCCAUUUAGAAACGUGUGUUUUUCUAUUUUCAGCUCAUAUAAAUAUUGUAUUUAGUGUUGUUUCAGUCUGAAAAUGUGUAUUUCACAAGAGAUUAUAUGCAUAUUGACACAAUCUCACAUGUUUUGUAAGAACGUUGUAGAUUACAGGUGCGUGUUUUGAAUUCAUACUACACUAGAAGUAUGUAUAAGAUUUAACAGCGUUGAUUAUCCUGUCUGAUUUAAAAUACACUGUUUGUGUCAUACCGCCCCAAUCCGCAGGUAGGCAGACGCGACCGCGCACAGCAAAGACGCUCAACGGCAACAUUUCCUGUCUCGGUGGAGAUAUUUUUGGCGGUUGAAGACUGACCGGGGAUCAGAUAUUACCGCUGGGCAACUGCUGCUAAUGACCUGUGGAGCUGUGGAAGUUAACCGACUGCAGACCAGCUGUCACAUAUACACGAGAAGGACCAACGCCGGCCACUAACCAAAAUGAAGGAGACGUCAGCUUGUGAGCAGCCAUGGUGCUGCCUCACCUUCCUCUCUACAUCCUCCUUCUCUCUCUUUCUCCACACCACUGUACCUCACUGUCUCAGAGCUCCACCCAUGGAGACCCUCUCCUCCACACCCCCCUGCCCUCUGUGACUGCAGCAGGACCAAUCCUGGAGGGCCGUCCCUUCGUCGUCGUGUGGAACAUACCCACAGCGCGAUGUCAGGAACGCUACGAUGUUCACCUGAACCUGGGAGACUUUGACAUUGUGGAGAAUCGACGGCAGAGAUUCCAGGGACAGAGAAUGACCAUCUUCUACCGGGACCGCUUGGGAUUAUAUCCAUACCUCUCUCAGGAUGGCAGGGAGGUGAACGGAGGAAUACCACAGCUUGGCGAUCUCGCCGCUCACCUUUCUCUCACGGGGAUGCAGAUGUCCAGUUCGCUGCAGCCAAACUUCACAGGUUUGGGCGUCAUCGACUGGGAGGAGUGGCAGCCAAUAUGGGAGAAAAACUUUGGGGCCAAGAUGGAGUACCGCAGGUUGUCCAAAGAGCUGGUUAAACGCAACAGCCCGGAUUUGUCGGACAGGGCUGUGACAUCACUGGCGAGGCAAGAGUUUGAGGAGAGUGCUCAGAAGUUCAUGGAGGACACGCUGCAGUUGGCUGUCAGCCAUCAUCCCAAGGGAUUGUGGGGGUUUUAUGGGUUUCCUGUCUGCUUUAAUAAACACAAGAGGAAAACAGAUGAGAGCUACACAGGACGCUGUCACAGGGGCACGAGACAGCAAGAUGACCGUCUGUCGUGGCUCUGGAGACAGUCCACUGCUCUCUAUCCCAACAUCUACCUGCCACAGAGAGGAGUGACGGAUGCAACUCUCAUGGUCAGACACCGUGUUCUGGAGGCUUUGAGGGUUGCAUCACUUUGGCGCCACAGCAGCAACACCAACCACAGCACACCAGUCCUUCCCUACGCCCGGCUAGCAUUCAGACACACUCUCAACUUUCUCAAUAAGACGGACCUGGUGCAUACAAUCGGGGAGAGCGCAUCAUUGGGUGCUGCUGGAGUGGUGCUGUGGGGAGAGCUGAAAUUUGCCAAAUCCAAGAAUCAGUGCAUCCUCCUCAGAGACUACGUCGGCACCGUCUUGGGUCCCUUCAUACGAACGCUAAGGUCUGACACCCUGCACUGCAGCCUCCAACUUUGCCAUGGCAACGGGCGCUGCACCAGGAGACGCCGCAACUCUGGUCACAUGGUGUCAUUAGGUCAAGCUAUAAUCACAGACCCUCAUGACUUUACCAGUAACAAACCUUUUUAUGGUCACUUCAAGUGUCAUUGUUACCCAGGGUGGACUGGACAGAAGUGUCAGGUGUUGGUGAAGGAUGAAACCACCUAGAACAAAGAGUAAACCACACUUUUCAUGUGAGAACAAAGACAGAACAGUGUGUCUGCUCCCUAUGGGGAUGUACAAGUAAAAUAAAUACAUUUGGAAAUGUACGUUUAUUUUUGCAUGUAUUUUAAAAAGGUCAAUAUUUCACACUUUUUCAGUUUUUGCCCUGAAAUGGCAAAAUGUAACAGUAGGACAUAAAGACACAAUCUAAGUAAAAAUCUGUAACAAAUAACACAUUCAUUUUAAAUUAAAAUUAAAAUGUAGACAUCAUGAAAACAUUACUGUCUCCAUUAACUCGUGAAUAACUUAAUAUACACAUUAGUGAGUUUUACUGUAUACUCUUCCACAAACUAUUCAGAUGAAGUAAAAUAUGUCACUGACACUUUACUCAAAAGAGAACAUCUGCUUCAACACAAUUUACAUGGGUUUAAACCAGUGGUUAGAAACGAUGAGUAAUAAUUAGUUUGCGGAAAACAUUAAAUGCUCAUGGUGUGAUGACGUGAUAUGAGAGAAACCUCCUUUACUGAUUUAAUCCAGUCAGUCCUUUUGGACAUAAUUUAGAUAAAGGUCAUCUCAUUUCAUGGGUCCACAUCAGAUUGAUUUUGAGAAACAAAAAAACAUUUAGAGAACGUUCUAUCAAAUUUGCUGUAAAACACAGUUUUACUGCACUUAUGUAGUUUGUGUUUUGUUUUCAUCAUGUCCAUUGUCCUCGCAUUGAUGUCAGGUUGUGUCUCAGCGCCUGCAGUUCUUGGAUCAGCAGUGACAGCUCUGUGGCUGCAGCCUCUUUCUCUCGCACUGCCUCAGUCAGCAUCUGGAUUGCGCCGCCCUGCUGGACUGCAGAAGGAGCAAACACGAAAGUAUAAUCUCAAUCCAUCCUGGGUUGAAUAACAUAAAAAUGAGAUCCCACACUAUAGUGGAAAGUGAAAUGAAAUUGACAAAUGCAGAACAAGAGUGUGAUUCAUAGAAACUGGAGAUAAUCUCACCCAGGAAAUAGAAGAUGAGAAACACUGUUAGCAGAAGCAAAGUGAUGACGGCACAGCUCAUGGCAUAAGCGUGUGACGAACUGGGUGUCAACAGGUUCUGUAGAUGGCUCUGCCAUUUCCUGCUGACUGGAUGGCCUCUUUGAUUGUCACUCGUGUAAAGGGUCCCAUGUUGUGAAGGUGUGUAAGCAGGACGAGGAGGCCUCAUCCCUGAAAUCAUACACAGAUGAGUUUUGUGGCUUCUGCGGCUGCAUUCACAGUAUUUAUGUGUACAUUUGUGGCUGUGUCCAUGAUGUUUGUGUACCUGUCGGUGUGUUCACGAAAUAUGUGGUGUGUGUGUGUGCGCACCUUUGUUGCUGUGUUCGAGGUGUGUGCGGUGGAGGUCGUUGAUGGAGUCCACAGAGUGAAGCUCUAUCUCGGUGAGAUCUCUGUCACUGACUCUGUGGAACUGAGGUGUGGUCUGGGAGGAAGGAGGCCUCGACAUCUCGCCCCCUCUUGAGGGAAACGUCAGGAUGAACACAGGCCAGCAGAAAAGCCUCACCGUGCAGUGUCGCGCACAGAGUUUGGUAACAGCGGAAGUAUUUGGCGUGAGUGUGAGUGACUCUCCAGCGGGGACUCGGCUGACAUGAUGUGGA
Messenger RNA from Solea solea (common sole), 3714 nucleotides. It is a transcript of the gene hyal3, whose product is annotated as hyaluronidase 3. The transcript has 8 exons. Gene Ontology annotation, biological process: hyaluronan catabolic process; carbohydrate metabolic process. Gene Ontology annotation, cellular component: acrosomal vesicle. Bases 753 to 2105 code for a protein of 450 amino acids. Gene Ontology annotation, molecular function: hyalurononglucosaminidase activity. The record is from RefSeq and is a predicted model, not a curated record. Lineage: Eukaryota; Metazoa; Chordata; Actinopteri; Pleuronectiformes; Soleidae.